This is a messenger RNA of Aspergillus chevalieri, 642 nucleotides long. RefSeq names its product protein-L-isoaspartate O-methyltransferase. The transcript has a single exon. Lineage: Eukaryota; Fungi; Ascomycota; Eurotiomycetes; Eurotiales; Aspergillaceae. Gene Ontology annotation, cellular component: cytoplasm. Gene Ontology annotation, molecular function: protein-L-isoaspartate (D-aspartate) O-methyltransferase activity. The coding region runs from base 1 to 642 and encodes 213 amino acids. The record is from RefSeq and is a predicted model, not a curated record. Gene Ontology annotation, biological process: protein modification process.
AUGAGUUUAAAGGUCGAUCGAGCCCAUUAUGCUCCGUCAAGACCCUAUUCAGACUCGCCGCAACCAAUCGGCCACGAUGCGACAAUCUCAGCCCCGCACAUGCACGGCCACGCAUGCGAGUAUCUUAUAGAUUAUCUCAAGCCUGGGCAGCGGGUACUUGAUAUUGGGUCUGGUUCCGGGUAUCUAACCCAUGUUCUUGCGAAUCUGGUUACCGAGUCACCGUCUUCUGAUGGCCAUCCAGGCGGUCAAGUUGUUGGGAUUGAUCAUAUACCCGAGCUAGUUGACAUGGCCCGCAACAAUAUGCGUAAGUCGGAUCAAGGCCGCAAGUUCCUAAAAUCCAGUCAGGUGAAGUUCAUCACAGCAGACGGUCGCCUGGGAUGGAAGGAAGAAGCACCUUAUGAUGCGAUUCAUGUUGGUGCAGCAGCAAAGGAGCUUCCGUCUGUUUUGGUCGAUCAACUUCGAGCGCCUGGGCGAAUGUUCAUCCCCGUGGACACAGAAGACGAUGACAGCUCCCUUGGGGCCCUUGGAUUGGGUGGAGGUCAGUAUAUCUGGGUAGUAGACAAAAAAGAAGAUGGAUCUGUUCAUAAGGAGAAGGUCUUCCAGGUUAGCUAUGUCCCUCUGACUGACGCACCACGCGGAUGA